Messenger RNA from Ctenopharyngodon idella (grass carp), 6671 nucleotides. Its product is annotated as gastrula zinc finger protein XlCGF8.2DB-like. The record is from RefSeq and is a predicted model, not a curated record. Gene Ontology annotation, biological process: regulation of transcription by RNA polymerase II. The transcript is spliced from 2 exons. Gene Ontology annotation, molecular function: DNA-binding transcription factor activity; RNA polymerase II cis-regulatory region sequence-specific DNA binding. The coding region runs from base 410 to 1498 and encodes 362 amino acids. Lineage: Eukaryota; Metazoa; Chordata; Actinopteri; Cypriniformes; Xenocyprididae.
AGAAGUAAAUUUUUAUUAUUAAAUAAUAUCAGUGAUUUGAUUAAAUAUUCUACUUUGCAUAAGAAGUCUAUUUAAGUACGUAUUUCGGCGGACUUUUUUUUUUUUUUUUUUUUUUGGCGGACCUUUAUUUUGAUUUUCUGUUUUGUGUUAUUGUUGUGACGCCAGAGGCGCUGCGUCAUAUGGCUCAAGCUCGAGUAUGCGGAAGGACUGAUUUGUGCUUUUUGUACGCUUCUGCAUUGGUUGCAUAUAAAGCUGCACGAAACUUUUGACAUGGUUUAAAGUUUGUUAUGUGGUAGUAACGAGAAAUGAUUGUAGAUCAUUGAAUGUAGUAUUGUACAGCUUUAUGUGAAGUGCUAAUAGAAGAUUUCUCGCGAAUGGCGAGAUACAUUCUUGAUAUACUCUUGAAAAGAUGGAGUUUGUUAAAGAUAAGAGUGAAGACAUGAGUGAUCCAGAAGCAUGCAGAAUAAAAGAUGAAGAUACUGAGGAACAAAGAGACCUGGUGGAAGUGAAAGAGGAAAGUGAAGAACAGAAUGAAAUGGAGGAGAAACAGCGGUUUCAGAAACCUAAUCAUUUCAUAAUUGGAGAAAAAUCUUGUAGUUGCUCCCAGACUGAAAAGAAUUUUUCACCAGAAAGAACGGAACCUAAAUAUUGCUUCACCUGCCCACAAUGUGGAAAGAGUUUCACAUGUAAACGAGACCUUAAGAGGCACAUAAGAAUUCAUACUGGAGAGAAGCCGUUCACAUGCUCUCAGUGCGGAAAGUGUUUCGCAAAUUCAGGAGACCUUAAGAGGCACUUGCGAAUUCACUCUGGCGAGAGGCCUUUUACCUGCCCUCAGUGCGGAAAGAGUUUCACGCAAAAGGAAGGUCUUAAAGAACACACCAAAAUUCACACGGGAGAGAAGCCUUUUGCAUGCAUGUUGUGUGGGAAGAGUUUCACACAUCAAAAUAGCCUGAAAAGGCACAUGAAGGUUCACUCUGGAGAGAAAUUACACCAGUGCUCUGAGUGUGGCAGGAGAUUUUCAGAGGCAUGCAAUCUCAAAACUCACCUGCUGUCUCACACUGGAGAAAGACCAUUUAACUGUGAGCGGUGUGAUAAAAAGUUUUUUUUGGCCGUACACUUAAAGACACACAUGAGGAUUCAUGAAGAUGAAACACGUUACGUAUGUUCUUUUUGUGGGAAGAGUUUUUUGUGGCUUAACGGGUUUAAAGACCAUCAGAAAACACAUAUUGGUGAGAAACCCUACGUGUGUUUGGAAUGUGGAAGUACUUUUAUUAGAGCUGGUGAACUUAAAGUGCAUGAACGAAUCCAUACUGGAGAAAAACCUUACAAGUGUUCACAUUGUGAGAAGAGUUUCACAGUUUCAGGAGCCUUGAAAGUACAUGAGCGAGUUCAUACUGGAGAGAAGCCGUACCUCUGCCCUUCAUGUGGAAAAACUUUCAGUCGAUAUGGAAAUCUAGGGAAACAUUUAAAAAAGGCUUGCCCAAAGUUGAGAAACUAAGCAAGGUUCACAUUCAGGUAUAAGCCUGUCAUGAUUAAUUGAAAUUGCUUUCAUUGUUCACUUUACAUUUUCAUCUGUGGAUUAGUAUCGGACGAUAUUUGUCUUUUUUUUUUUUUUGGCUGCUAGGUGUCGGAAUCAAGACAUUUAUUUUGACAGCACUGAUAAUCACAGGAUCACCCAUUUUCUGUUUGCUUUCUUUGUUUAACAGUUCUGUCUAAUAAUUUUUUCAUGAAAUAUUGACAGGAGAGUUCAACUUGCCAUGUAAACAAACAUGGUGGUGCACAAAGCCCGUGAGCUAUAACUUGCCUAACAUGGUUGUUAUAAAAGUAAGUAAACCAUAUAAUAAAUGUACUUGCACAUAUUUGGGAAUCAGAAUAUCACAUUUUUUACAAUCUAGUUAACAAUAAUUUGAAUAAUGAGUAAAAACUAAGAAAUAAAACCAAUACAUCAUUCAUACAGCAGGAUGUGUCACAAGCUUGAUACAUUGCUAUGGAAAUAGAAAUGUGAUGCUAGAAAUGUAUCUUGUUUCCCUCUAUCAAAACAAUUGAAUACAACACACCUCUCUGAGUGCCAAAAACAAACAUUUUUCUGAAGUUUACAUGUCUGUAAUUCAUAAAGUGUUAUAGAUAUUUUAAUGUAAUUUUAGAUUCUUGUUCUUAUGAAACUUUUCUUUAUUUUUAAGGCCCUAUAUGGUUCAAUGUCAUAGAUAUAGGGAUGCCAAUGCGGUAACGUGUAAUUAUGAUACUACAUAUUUGAACUCUUGUUAGCUUCAGAAGCUGUUAAAAUGAACAAAAUCCCAUCUUCAAAAUAUCCAUAAAACUGAUUCUUAUAAAGAUUUGUAUAAAUACACUUUUUGGAGUAAGUUAAUGUGCCUCAACUUAACCAUUUUUCAGUUUUCAGUCACUGAAAAUGAGUACCAUUCAACAAUUUGAACAUGGAGCUGCUUUGAGAUCCCCAUAUCUAUUGGACUAAACUAUAGGGCCUUGAAAAUGUAGAUUUCAAAAGGAAAGUUUAUUAAAAAUGAGAAUCUAGAAGGAUAUUAAGAUAUCCUGAAUUCUUUUAGAGUUACAGGCAUGCAAACUUUGGAAAGUAAAUAUUUAUGGCAUCAGACAGGUAUGUUCUAUGCAACUGAGCUGAUAGAAAAACACAAGAUACAUUCCUAGUUUCAAAAUUAUUUGUUCUUUAGAUAUUCCUCUUUAAAAGAAAAAAGUAUCAGCUGUAUGCAAAAUGACCGACAUUUGGUUUUUGACCACUGAAAAUGUGUACAAUUUACCAAUUUACUCAUGGAGCCACAUUAAGAUCUCCAUAUCUUUGGGACUGAACCUUCAGAGGCCUUAUAAAAUGAAGAUACCAAAAGGAAAGUUUGUUAAAACCAGAAUCUAAAAGGAUAUUAAGCUAUCUUUAAUACUUAUUGAGUUACAGGCAUGCAAACUUAAAGGGAUAGUUCACCCAAAAAUGAAAAUUAUCCCAUGAUUUACUCACCGUCAAGCCAUCCUAGCUGUAUAUGAAUAUCUUCUUUCAGAUGAACACAAUCAGAGAUAUAUUUAAAAAUAUCCUUAGUCCUUCAAGGUUUAUAAUGGUUGUGAAUGGGGGCAUGCAUUUUGAACAAAAAAAACAAAAAAAAAAUGCAUCCAUCCAUAAUCAAAUUAAUCCAUACGGCUUCAGUGGGUUUUUGUUCAAAAUGCGUGCCCCCAUUCACAACCAUUAUAAACCUUGGAGGAUAAAGGAUAUUUUUAAAAAAUAUCUACGAUUGUGUUUGUCUGAAAGAAGAUAGUCAUGUACACCUAGGAUGGCUUAAGGGUGAAUAAAUCAUGGGAUAAAUUUCAUUUUUGGGUGAACUAUCCAUUUAAGGCAAAAAACACAAGUGCUUUUUGCCAUGUCUUUGUACAGAAAAAAUAUUAACAAAAUCAAAAAUGUGAGCUGGGGAAGUUUCGGAAAUUUGGUUGAUUUGACAUGGAAUGACCCUAUAGUGAAUGUAACCAUGUAGGCCAGUGGUUCCUAAACUGGGGUAUGCGAACAAAAUGCUGAGUUUUGCCGUUCAUUUUCCCCACCUUAAAAUAACAUUAAAAUUGAGCAUGUAUUUCUAAGGCAAAAUGCCACUAGUGUAAAAACAGGAAAAUAUUUGCACUGUAAAAGGUCAAACAUGACAUCCAAUCAAAUGACCUCAUCUUUGCGGUCAAAACUGAUUGUGUCCACACAAGCAGCGUGCAGAGUAUGCCUUAACAAAUCGCGCGACAUUACUUCCAUUCUCAACAAUGUACCUUUGUAAAUGCGGGAUUUAAGCACUUUCUAGCAUGACAGGUAUAGACAGUCUGUGCAUAGAGAUUGAUUUAUGACUAAAACUCUCUUACCCUGUGUGAGUUCUUAUUUUUAAUGUUGAUAAUAUAGCUAAUAUACAAGCAAGAAUGCAAUUUUUCCAGUAUAUCAACACAUUGGCAAAUGUGACAUUGACUUUAUACAAACAAAAAGGUAACUAAUAUUAAGUAAUGUACAUUUUAAACACAGUAUUGUUUGUCAGCAUUGUUUGCUCUAAUUUGCAAUAAAAGAAGAGUUCUCACGAAAGCCAAAGCAGAACUGUUGUGUGUCUCCAAGCAACACACAGCGGUGUUUCAUUAGUGAAUGCAUGUGUGGCUUUGAAUGGAUCAGGGUCAAUGAUUCAAUGACCUAUUCAUAAAUACAGCCACUUGUCACCAUCUACUGGCAGUUUUAGUUUGAUAUUUAAAAGUGUCGCUUUGUCUUUACCAUCAUUUCAUAUUUCUCUAUUGAGAAUUUUUUUAUAAUUUAAAACAUUAUCUUAUAACAUUAUUUGUGCCAUUGUAAUUGCAUUCAGGCCACCUUUGAAAUGGUGCGAUGUUAUGCAAAAGGCACGAAAACAACUAAUAUUGUGUGAAAACUGAAAUUAUCGGACUAUCAUAUGAUUUGUGAGUAAUUUACAGCACAAGAACUCGGUCAGAUAAAGGCUUAUUAAGGAAAGUUUGGGUAUUUGAGACUGCUGGUGUCUCUGGAGUCUGGAGAACCUCUCCAUGCAGGCUGGCAGUUAUGCGUAAAGUUGCAUUUCAUCCACCUCUAACCAGUGCAAAGAUAGCUUUUGUUGAUAAUGAUUUCAUUUGAAUGAAAUUAUUGAUUUUGUUUAAUUUAUUGCUUUAUUUAUUAUCUUAAUUAAAUUAAUGGAAUUUUAAGAAUUUGACAUAAAACAUGACACAUACUACAUUUAAUAGGGUUAGAAAAACUUUAGAAAAAAUCCACCCGAAAAUUAUUUUAAGGGGGCAAAUAUUGUCCCUCAAUUGAAAAGGUGUGAAUGCAGUCUAAAUGGAAGAGAGGAGGUACGCAAAAGGAUGUUAAAUGCCUCAGGGGUAUGCAGCUCUAAAAAAUUUGGGAACCACUGGUGUAGGCUAUGCUAUAUAUUAUAUGCAAAAAAAAGUUACAUUACAUUCUAACAUUGUAACAACUUUACAAUCUAAAAACAAAAGUAAAGCAGUUACUUAGUUAAAAUCACUUAUUAAAAAUGAAAAUAAAUAUAAAAACAAAAGCACAGACUAAAUGUUAACUGGUAAGAGGAGCACACAUUCACUCAUCUGGGCUUUGUAAUUCUAGCCUAUAUGAUUACCCCAUUACAAUAGUCAAUUUACAAUUACUGCUAUAAUAAAAUUACACUUAUUUGUAGGUUUAAAAUUCUACAUAUGGCACAUUUUAUGUCCAACAACAAACAUUUUAGCAAAAUGUAAUAUAUUUUAGACAGAAUUAUGGCUCUCCAUCUGUUUGGCGCUCAUUCAAUGAAGUCUGUGAAGUUUAGCAGAGACUUUAUUGCAUAAGGCUCAUCUUCAGAGGCAGCAUAACAGUUUAAUGAUAUACAACAAAAUAGAGAGAGCUUUGGUGAUAAUUAAGUGAACAUUUAAUUACUACAAAAGUAAUUUCUCACUAGAAUGAGGUCAAAAUGUAUAUUUACACAUUUUUAGCUCAACUGUCAGAGAAGUGAAAAUGAACAGGUUUUUGGGAUAUUAUAGGCAGUGUAAGAUGCUGCCUUCAAAAAUUGAUCAGACUAAGGUAUCUCAGUAAACAGGGUGUGCCACGAUCAUUUGAUUCAUGACAUACCUUGUUGCUCUCCUACCUCCAUACACUGCCUGCAGAGGCAGCAUUUUUCAGCUUUUGACCGUAGCCUUAAGCCCAUUUCACACUGCACCAACAGACACGACCAACUCGGACAAUCACCAGAUUACAAUAUGUCACUUCUCAGACAAUCCACGACCCAACAAAUGCUGAUUCAACAUGUUCAAUUGGCAAAAAUGAGCACCUACCAAGGCCAACAGACCAACAGAUGUGUCUGUUGCCAUUGGUCAGCUUCUGACAGUGUUAACUGGCCUGUAGAUGCUAUUCUGAAUGGAUGAUUUUUUUUUUAGAAUUUCAAUCGGUGCUGAUGUGGCCCAGGCAGAAACUGAAAUUGAUGCCCGUCCUAAAGUAUAACUGCGCCCUUAGGGGAAAUGAAACCAACUACGGACUCUGAUACAGGACUAUGCCUACAUGGAUAGGUCACCCAAAAAAUUCAAAUUCUGUCAUCAAUUACUCCCCCUCAAGCUGUUACAAACCUGUAUAAAUUUCAUUGUUUUGCUGUACACAAAUGAAGAUAUUUCAAAAGCAAGAGAUGGAAACUUGAGUCUUAAGUCGGAGGAAAAAAAAAAAGGCUUGUGACUUGACUUGGACUCGUGAACAGCUCACUCGAGACUUGACAUGGACUUAAAGACAGAAAAACACAAGUCAUUUUGGUACAACAUUUCCGAAAAUUAUGAGCUUCUUGAACAUCAUGAUCAGUAAGACGUCACAAACAGCAGAUUUUAUCUUUUAAACCAAAAUCAGGCUGACGAAUAUUGGGCAUACCAUAAUACUAAAUGUGAGACUAAAUGGGCAUCAGUGAUGUAACAGUUCUGGCCUCAGCCUCACUGCAUUGUACUGGGGUUUUGUGUGUGGAUAAUGCAAGUGUAUAAUAAAAACCAUGCAAUGCUGAUAAAUCUUUGCCUUUAUUUUGGAUGUUGUAACUUUUACAAUCAAAAGUGUUAAGUCUGAUGAUUCAUAUAUGAAACAUUAUUUGUGUGAUGAAGUGUUAUAACUAAUAAAUAUGAAAUAUAAUUUGUGUGAACAUGCGUUAUAUCCAGUGAAUAAAUAAAUAAUAUCACUUGUC